UUAGGUUAUCCCUUUUUUAUUGACCAUUGUUGUGUAUCAAACCCAUUUUCAGCCAUAUAGUUCUUUGGGGUACUCUGGCUAUUGAUACUAUCACAUUCGAUUCUCUUUUCUAUUAGUAAUGAGAUCUUUUUAUGUCCCUUUGCUUUUCUCUUUUGUUUUGGUGGCUUACUAAUACUGGGGAUUGUUCAAGGAAGUGCGAUUGGUGACUUUGUGAGCCUGUGCGAGGACAUACAGAGUAAAAUACCACACUUCUACUCACACUACUAGUGUUAUGAGCCAGGGCAAAAUAAUUCCCCUGCUCAGAAUUAGCUCGGUUCCUGAAAUGAUCUUUACCGGUAAAUUGUGCAAUGCUGUCACUAUUCCUUAUUUAGACCCGAAUCCAUCCGAAAUAAACAACCCAACUACAUCUGAAAACAAAUCUCUCAUCUGAUAAUUAGUGUCUACUGUGUGCACCGCGUUCAAUGCGGCGAAUAGAUGGAUCGGUAGAUUGGCUUCCUCUACAUCUUGACUUCCUCAAAAGUUGACAAGAAUCAAGAUGAGUCAUAAGCGGCACAGCAUGGUCAGACUUGCAAUCAGACACACUUCUCCAGAGCCCAAACAGGAGCUACACAGAGAGCACCAUGAGCCUGGGGAGAGUGAUCUACACCUUGUUGGAGGUGCUCAUCGCUGUCAGCUGCUGCCUGGGAAACAUGUUGGUCAUCUUGGCUCUGUGGACCAGUAAGAGCCUUCAGCUGCCCACCUUCUGCCUCAUCGUCUCUCUGGCAGCCGCCGACUUCUUGGUGGGCUGUGUGGCCAUACCGCUGGCUGUGCUGGUGGACGGACGAAUGGACACUUCGUUUCACACUUGUCAAUUCAUCUGCUGCGUGGUCAUCCUGCUGAUGUCGGUCUCAGUUUUGUGUCUUGCGGCUAUUGCUGUGGACCGUUACCUCCGCGUGUGUAUCCCCCUCAGGUACAAAAGGACAAUAAGGCGGAGACAUUCGUGGCUUGUGGUAGCAGCAUGUUGGUUUAUUGCAAUACCGCUAAGCUUUGCUCCCCUGCUCGGAUGGUACGACGACAAAACCUUGCCUUAUUCAAUCAACUCCACAAUCGAGUGCCGGUUUACAUCCGUUAUCCCCAUGGCAUACCUGGUUUACUUCGACUUCUUCCUCUGCACUUUGACACCGCUGUUGAUUAUGACCAUUUUGUACGUCCUGGUGUUUUACAUCAUCCGAGGAAGCCUGAGAGAGAAACCAGGUCGCAGUGUUAAGAGACCAUCUCUGAACUACCUGAGGAAAGAGAAGCAGCUGGCCAGGUCCCUGGCUCUGGUCCUGGCUCUGUUUGCUCUGUCCUGGCUCCCGAUCCACAUCAUGAACUGCAUCGCUUACUUCACUGUUCCUGAGAACUUCCCCGAAACUGCUUUUCACGUUGGCAUCCUGCUCUCUCAUGCAAACUCGGCCGUGAACCCGGUGGUGUAUGCGUUCAAAAUACAGAAGAUAAGGAGAGGGUACCUGCAGAUCUGGACACGGUUCAUUGCAUGUGGGAGUGAGAAUAAAGGAUCGCAGUCCGGUUCUGCUGAGAACAACAAUCAGAGCAUCAACAGUGGGACCAACGACGAAUAAAGGCAGAGUUCCAUGUUUGUGAGUGUCUGUUCUUAAGGGCGAAGUUUGAGUGACUGAAGAAAGUAUGAAUAUAUUUAGGCGUGUGCACUGAGAGAUUUGAUUCGCUGAUGUUUAGGAAUGUGUGUGCGUAUCUUUUUACAGUGUGUGUGGGUGUUUGGGUGUGGGGUUGCUUGUGUGUUGUAAAAACUGCUGCAAAGGAGAAAAAUAUGAACUUCCGCUUGUUUUAAAAGCUCUUGUUUUUAAACUCUCGCUAUUUAACUCCAAGUUUCAUAUCACUGUUGUUUUUCUGUUUCUGUUUUCCCCAAGUUCCAGUUCUUUAUAUUCACUCUUGGAAAUUACCUUCACUGCCUCUUAUUGUAUGUUAACCAUGUGUGUCCACACAAACUGAUUGUUGAAGUAAUUUUUAUAGCAUUUAUUGCAAAGUUGUACAAAUCUUCAUAUUUACUGUUGUGUUUAUUGUAUCGCUGAUACACAAGCAUAAAUUAUACAAAAAAUAUAUAUAUAAAAAAUAAACUUAUUUUACAGCAUGCAGAAAA
Pleuronectes platessa (European plaice) is the source of this 2134-nucleotide messenger RNA. RefSeq names its product adenosine receptor A1. The transcript has 2 exons. NCBI's taxonomy places the organism in Eukaryota, Metazoa, Chordata, Actinopteri, Pleuronectiformes, Pleuronectidae. Gene Ontology annotation, molecular function: G protein-coupled adenosine receptor activity. Gene Ontology annotation, biological process: G protein-coupled adenosine receptor signaling pathway. Gene Ontology annotation, cellular component: membrane; synapse; dendrite. The coding region runs from base 621 to 1598 and encodes 325 amino acids. The record is from RefSeq and is a predicted model, not a curated record.